This is a messenger RNA of Trematomus bernacchii (emerald rockcod), 1574 nucleotides long. RefSeq names its product MRN complex interacting protein (gene mrnip). Gene Ontology annotation, cellular component: nucleus. The transcript is spliced from 7 exons. The record is from RefSeq and is a predicted model, not a curated record. Gene Ontology annotation, molecular function: chromatin binding. NCBI's taxonomy places the organism in Eukaryota, Metazoa, Chordata, Actinopteri, Perciformes, Nototheniidae. Gene Ontology annotation, biological process: mitotic G2 DNA damage checkpoint signaling. Bases 97 to 720 code for a protein of 207 amino acids.
GGAAACUGCUCGGCUCGGCUGAGACGUCAGUGUCACGUGGGUGUGACGCGUCAGUAUCACGUGUCACGGCGGUUCAAACUGAAAACAUUCAGAACCAUGGGUCAAGAGUUCCUCGUGCUCCGGUGUUUCACCUGUCAGAGCUUCCAGGUCCAACAGGUGAAGAAAGUGAACAAGUGGACCUGUAAGCUGUGUGGAGAGAAACAGUCUCUGCUAAAGGAGUUUGGGCGGGGCUCCGGGGCCGACUGCAGACGUCACGUUCAGAAACUGAAUGCCAUGAGAGGAGCCAAGAUGGAGGACCAGGAGCAGCACACCUUGUCACUAUGGAAGCAGGAGGGAGAGGAGGAACCUGAGGAACAGGUGGGCCGGCCUCAGGUGAGCAGCUGGAGUAAAUACCUGGACACACCUGAGGAGGCAGGGCCAAAGGAGGAGGAUGUUUUGAUGGACAGCCAGCAGCUCCAUGUCAACAGCAUGAUUGACAGGAAGAGGAAGAGAGGAGGUCAGGAGGACAGGACACCUGGACAGUCCAGCUUCAGGAGGAGACCCUCUGACCCUCUGACCAGUGAGGAGAGCCUGGAUCCUGCUGGUUCCCUCAGUGUUGACUGGCAGGUGGGCGGAGCUUCCUCUAUGAUCAGUGAGACUCCGCCCCCCACUAGGCCCCUUCCCCUACGUCCUGUUUCCUCCAUGUUUGACAGCGGAGAGGAUUUCAGUUUGGAUUUAUAAACUGUUUAUGUGUAUCACUCUGAGUCUGUGUAUCACUCUGAGUCUGUGUGUCACUCUGAGUCUGUGUGUCACUCUGAGUCUGUGUGUCACUCUGAGUCUGUGUGUCACUCUGAGUCUGUGUGUCACUCUGAGUAUGUGUAUCACUCUGAGUCUGUGUUUCACUCUGAGUCUGUGUGUCACUCUGAGUCUGUGUGUCACUCUGAGUCUGUUUGUUUAUCACUCUGAGUCUGUGUGUCACUCUGAGUCUGUUUGUUUAUCACUCUGAGUCUGUUUGUUUAUCACUCUGAGUAUGUGUAUCACUCUGAGUCUGUUUGUUUAUCACUCUGAGUCUGUGUGUCACUCUGAGUCUGUUUGUUUAUCACUCUGAGUCUGUGUUUCACUCUGAGUCUGUGUAUGUGUAUCACUCUGAGUCUGUGUAUCACUCUGAGUCUGUGUAUCACUCUCAGUCUGUGUAUGUGUAUUACUCUGAGUCUGUUUGUUUAUCACUCUCAGUCUGUGUAUCACUAUUAGUCUGUUUAUCACUCUCAGUCUGUGUAUCACUCUCAGUCUGUGUAUCACUCUCAGUCUGUGUAUGUGUAUUACUCUGAGUCUGUUUGUUUAUCACUCUCAGUCUGUGUAUCACUAUUAGUCUGUUUAUCACUCUCAGUCUGUGUAUCACUCUCAGUCUGUGUAUCACUCUCAGUCUGUGUAUCACUCUCAGUCUGUGUAUGUGUAUUACUCUGAGUCUGUUUGUUUAUCACUCUCAGUCUGUGUAUCACUAUUAGUCUGUGUAUCACUCUCAGUCUGUGUAUCACUCUCAGUCUGUGUAUCUCUGUCUGUAUCACUCUCAGUCUGUGUAUCACUGUCUGUGUAUC